CAGAGACAAAGUCAGAGCUUGAUUUGAUUUUGAAGUCUGGACUUAUAUUUUUGGAAGGAGUUAUCUACCAAAGCUUGACUAAAAUGUCAAUUAUCUAGUGUCAAGUUUGUCGCAUGCCUCUUCGUAAAAAUGAAUCCCGUGUCACUUUCAACAAGCGAAUCCUUGAAGUCCAAAAUUUUGAGGAGAGUCAGGGAGGAAGAGAAGCAGCUAUCACCAGAGAUGAUGGACACCAGCAGUGGCAGUGGACACAGAAUGUCCAUCAGGGGACAGAGUUCGUUGGGUGAUACUCGACAAAAGAAAACUAGAAAGCCACGUCUUAAAUCACGUUCCUUGAGAUCAAGCUCCAGAACUCAACUGGAAAUAGCACAAGAACCGAAUUCAAAGACGUUGAAGACUCCCAAGAGGACUCAAGGAAACGGAGGCAGAGCCAGAGGCAGAGGCAGAGGAGCACAGAAAUCCCAAAUUAGGGUAAAGGAACGUGUCUCUUCAUGCAAGGAAAAAGUAUUGCAGGGUUCCUCUCUUCUGGACUUUUCAGGUGUUUCCAGAGAAGCAAAACCCAGACCUGGCCUCAUCAAGAGGCGUCUGCGAUCAUCAACCUCUCUUGUUUCUGCCCCUCCAGUCAAAGUUAGAAGAGCAGAAGAUGAUCGUAAGAAAGAAGGGACACCAUCAAGGUCACCUUCACCAAGUUCUGCCAAUAUGAAGAAUCCUUGGGUAGUAACUGAGAGUCCAGGCAGCCUCGUGAUAGUGGAAACAAAGAAGCCUCCAGCACAUCAAAAGAAGAUAUCGAUCUGUGAAUCGGCAGAGGCAUUUUGUUCUUGCACAGAUGGUACAAGUUGUACAGAUGAUACAACUUAUUGUAAUGCUGGAUCUACUAAAUCUGCGAGAAAGAAAAAGUCUAAGGUCUGUCUGACCAGACGAAUGGGUGAAUGUUGUCCAGAAAAGGAAGAGUUGAGUAGGAAAGGGCAACCAAAAUCAAAUUUCACCAGAAGAAAGGUCUCCAAACAAAAGAAGAAGACUACAGAUGCUGAUGUACGUUCAAAACGUCCUACACGUCGGAGCUCCAAUGGCAAGGAUGGAAAGAUAAAACCCAUAAUAAAUCUCCCAGGAACUGAUGAUCAUCAGAACUAUUUCCUUCACGAUUCUGGGAAAUCAGAUGCAGUAGGAGUUCUUUCUGCAGUGAUAAGCCAGACAUCGCAAGGAAUUGCCAAAAAAGAACAUGGCAGUUGUGUUCGGGAGCUUAUCCACAAGAGGAUCAAUGAGACUUUGGGGACUCAGAAUGACUGCAAGAAUGAUACCACAUCUUCCACAAAACCAAAUGCUGAUGACCUAACAUCAGCAGGCAUAUCUGUGACAACAAAGCAUCAACCAACAAGAAAUGCCACUCAAAAACCACCACCUUCUGAUAUGGAAUCAACCACUGAUUGUACGACAGUGACAAAGAUGGCAGCUGCGGAGGCGGCGAAAGCAGUAGGUGGGAUAUCGCUGAUGCCUCUCUACAAAUCAAGAAGCCCAGAUUUUUUGCCAACAGUUUCGUCACCAUGCACACCAACAAUGACAGUUAUGAAGGCAUCGUCAGACCCGAUUGUGUCAUCUACAGUGUCGUCUGGAUAUGACUUGAAAGGUAGUACGAUGAAACUGCCAAAUAGUCCUGAGGCACCUCAAUCGACUUCUGGCACUUCUGGAACAUCGGACACAAGUGGCCUGAAAGCAGUGGCACAAUGUAAAUGUGUUGCCAGUGUAUCAACAGUUCCGACGCCUUCCUUGAUUGAAGUUGGAAAUGUUGCGGCUGCAAGACAUCCAAUCUUCCUUCCUCCAGAGUCGUUUCAAUUCCAGCCUGUUUCAUAUCCUGGAAUGACUGGUGGUUAUAAUCUACUUGAUAUCAGCUCAGCUGUAACUCUCCCACAGUCAUCUGAACCAAAGAAGAAGCGCAAGACUAAAAAAAAGUCUGUCGAAAAGGAAGCCCAGUCAUCGGGUUCAAGCGAUAAUCCCUCAUCAUUGGCAACGGUCUCUGCAGCUUCAUAUCCACCAGACCCCGACGCUAAGCACCCUGAUUUCAAGGAUCCCUCACUGGAUGAGAAGGGAGAAAAAAUCAAACGACCGAUGAAUGCAUUCAUGAUCUGGUCACGUCAGCAGCGUGCGGUACUGGCUCGUCAGAGGCCCAAGAUGACAAAUGCCGACAUCAGCGUCAAGCUGGGUGUCAUGUGGAAUGAUCUCGACUACGACGUUAAGCAGAACUACUUUGAUGAGGCAAUCCAACUCAAAUUUCAACACCGAAAAGACCAUCCUGAUUGGGUAUACCAGCCGCGACCUCACAAACGUCCAAGUCGUCGUCGCAAGCAUCAACCUGUCCCAUUCUAUGAAGCAGGGGGGCAGCAGAUGCCUUGCAGUCAGAUGCUACUGAUCAUGCCCGAUGGACGGCAGGUUCUAUGCCCAGCGAUACAUGUGCAGAACAGCGAAAGGCCUGAAUCCUUGAUGGCUAACGUUAUGAUGCCAGGACCACGAGAAAACAUCAAAGAUGCAAAAACACCAACUCAAUCAAAGGUUCUAGUGCCUAAAGCUGUGACGAUUACAACUGAUAGCCAUGUCACGCCCAAGCCAACAGCAGAAGUCAAAGAUGUGAAGAGGAGUGCAAAUGAGCAGGCACAGUCUAAUAAGACGUUGGUGAUUAUACCUGACAAACAACAAGUCGCAUGCCAAGCAAAACAUCAGCAAAGCAUCCAAGGAACUACAACUAAGACAGCUGAUAGUACAAGCAACAUAACUUCGGGACUCCGACUACCGGUAGGUGUCAAAGAUGUGAGAAAUACUUACCAGAGCAGCGAUCAACCCAAGUCUCAGUUGCUACUUGUCCUGCCUGAUGGGAAGCAGAUCUUGUGUCCAGAGAUGCCAAAAGCCUCAGCAGAUGUCCAAGAUAUGAAAAAGAUUGUCAAUCAGCCGAUAGUGACAUCUGAGCAGUGUGGAAAAUGUGGGGACAACAAAAGCAUCAUGGCACCGAAGUCGCAACCUGGUCUCCCUAAUGCAAUCAAUAUGGGCCCUGUGAUACAUGUUAUCAAGGAAACAACAAAGUCGAACAACAAGACGGCAGCGCCUCCUGUCAACACCCCACAAGUGCCUGUGAGUACCGGUGGUAAUUCAGGGCCGCAAAACACUGCACAUGUCGAGAAGAAAAUUGUCGUGUCCGUACAGAUGGCAGCUGUCAAAAAUAAGUCAGAGAUGUCACAGAGCGUUAAAGCUCCGAAAGUCCAGUCUGAUACUCCUGAAGUGAUGGAGAUAAUUGCCAUCUCCAAGCCCGAGGCAGUGCCUGUUCCUGUUGCCAUUGCUACUAUGUCAAAGGCCCAAUCGUCGCACCAACAAGGAAAUAAUUGGUCCAUUGCCAAAUCAUCUGACCUAGUAGAGCUUCAGUUGUCCAACCCGAAUCAACAAAGUUCUUUUCAGCCUAUUCAGCAUGUUGGCAGUUCCCCAAGAAUACACGCCGAUGUCAAACUGGUUCCAGUUGGCCUUCAACAGCCAGUCAACAAUCAAAUGCCUGCUCAGCAAGUCAGCCAUUCCUUCAAGGAGUCAGGAUCACACCCUGAUGUUACAUUGAUUCAACUUGGCCUUCAGGAGCCUGUCAAUCAAAUGCACAUUCAGCAGGUUAGCAAUUCCUUGAAGGAAACUACACAUUCCUCAAGACCCCACCGUGAUGUAACAUUGAUUCCACUGAACCCUCAGCAGCCUGCCGCAGGUUUACGAUCAAUCUGCAAGGACACUGGUGUCCAGACAUUACAGGACUGGAGCUCCCGCUCAAGCAAUGUUCCAACUAACCAGACACUGCCAUCCCGAUUUUCAAGUUCUGUACUGAAGAGCCAGCCGAUUGACAUGGUAUGGAAUACAAACACAAGGGUUCUUCAGGCCGCUAACAUCUCUGACAAGGGCACGUCUACUUCGUCUCUGAACUAUCCCUUUUACUUCACGCCCAUCCAGCAAGUUCAGGGUGUCCACAAUGCGUCUACUGCUUCACCGAUGUGUCCACAACCUGUGCCUGCAACGGUAGAGAGUUGCAUGGUGCCUCUGUCGACUGCAACCCUGACAGAUAGCGUCCCUAGCAAUGUCACCAUGCCUGCCUCACAGUUUGCCGACAAUCUACCCCUUUGUGAGAUCAGUGAGCCGGAUCGCCUGCUGGAGAGUCUGGCCAUGAGUGGUGUGGAACUCAGUGAAGAUGAGGCUGAAGAGACUGAAAACUUGUUUCAACGAGUAAUGAACAUGGUUUCAGAUUAAUAUCAUAAGGUCAUGAUAUAGAUUUCAUCAAUUGAUACCAGUGUACAAAUGUACCUGUGGCUGCCAACCACACCUAUUUUUUAGGGAUAAUACCCUAGCUUGAGUAUGGCUGCCAUUAGGCCUAAACAAAAAAGAUGUUGUAUUGCCCUAUAGGUGCCAGAAUCUGGAUCGGCCGGCCGGAUUUCUUUUUUUU
Molecule: messenger RNA, 4450 nt
Organism: Strongylocentrotus purpuratus (purple sea urchin)
Lineage: Eukaryota; Metazoa; Echinodermata; Echinoidea; Camarodonta; Strongylocentrotidae
Exons: 8
Coding region: 130-4257 (1375 amino acids)
Biological process (GO): anatomical structure morphogenesis; regulation of DNA-templated transcription; cell differentiation
Molecular function (GO): DNA-binding transcription factor activity, RNA polymerase II-specific; RNA polymerase II cis-regulatory region sequence-specific DNA binding
Source: RefSeq, a predicted model, not a curated record